Molecule: messenger RNA, 1459 nt
Organism: Lytechinus variegatus (green sea urchin)
Lineage: Eukaryota; Metazoa; Echinodermata; Echinoidea; Temnopleuroida; Toxopneustidae
Exons: 2
Coding region: 24-938 (304 amino acids)
Molecular function (GO): zinc ion binding; hydrolase activity
Source: RefSeq, a predicted model, not a curated record
ACAUUCGAUCAAUAAAGGCCUACAUGGUUAUGCAGAUUAUUUCACUUUCAACAGCUCGAUCAUGCGCAUUUUCAUCCGCAUUCUUUGCUUACAUAAUUUCAUAUCAGGAUCUUUUUCCCAUCAAGAAUAUUGCUCGGAUUCGGGGUGAAAUUGGAUUGAAACCUGAAUAUAGAUGCAUAAUGGAAGUCAACAGCAAUACCAAACUGAAUGGCGAGUGUAUUCUAAGAUUAUUCAUCGAGAGUGGACUCCACCCGCGUUUCGGUAAUGCCUUUUGGCCUAAAGCGGCCGUUUGCGUCUGUCUUGUGACAUUUUUUGGCGGGAGAAAAACACUUCUCCUCCGGCAGUGCAGUCCUCAUCACCACGCCGAACAUGGCGUCAUCGAGUACCUUCGAAGAGUCUAUCACGGAAGGGUAUUCUCCGUCAAAAUCUACUGCAACUAUUCGCCAUGCAGCAAACCUGGGUUCGAAUGCUGCAGCAGGAUUUUUAAGAUGAAGGAAGACCUGAUGAGGAACUUUGAUGAAAGGAUGGGGGCUUAUCGCUUCGGAGAUUCCUUUUCUUUUGAAUUCAUUUUCGCUCAGAUCUACAACAUUGCCAGACCAUCUUGCUGGAGAAGACGUUGCUUCUUGCAAAUGGGCCCGUAUGUGCAUUCUCAACCAGAACCAAACGACCGCAGUGUAGGUAUUCUCUGUUCCUUUGGUCCCAACAUGAGAAGCUUCCAAGGGGCCGACUGGGAGGGGCUCAUCGACUUACUGGCUACUUGGGACAUGAGAUGUGGGAUAAGCCACGUUCAUAUCUGUUUUCCUUAUCUAAUGUCGAUUCGUUUUGGGGAGUAUGGCAACUGGCGUGACAUAGAAGAUGCAAAAGUGAGAACAGAUUUCGAAAUCUUAAAAAGAAACUAUUCCCCUUCAACAUGUGUCUCAUCGUAUCAUAUUUGGUGAUUUUAACACCCAAGUUGCCAAAAUAAAAAAAAACAUUGUUCAUAGUUUGUUAUGGGAGCUAUGGUAUGCCCAUUUUUUAAAUUGUAAAUAUAUUUUUUAGACAGUAUCGUGUUUAUUUUUCUAUCUAAUUCAAUAUCAAUAUAUUUUAUCAAAGAACUAUUUCCCAACACUCACUUGCUCAGCAACAGCAAGAAAACUGGUACCUUCACCUACAGUGUAUCUUAAAAAGUAUUCUCUGGUCAUGCUGGUUGCUCCUGAAGGACCGGGCUGAAGAUGGCAUAGGCAUACUCUUAAUUCAUUUUCUUGGACUUUCACAAUAGUUACAAUAAGUCGUUGAACGUAACUACCAAUUAUUAACAAUCUCUUCUCAUUGACAAGUUUUUGUUUGACCAAGGGGUACGGGUUUAGUUCAUCGGGGCAAACAGAAUUUUAACACCCAGCUGGACCUGCGACCACCUUCUAGGGGCAUCUAUUUAUUUAUUCAUUGUUAAAGGACAAGUCCACCCCAACAAAAUGUUGAU